Molecule: messenger RNA, 8781 nt
Organism: Arvicanthis niloticus (Nile rat)
Lineage: Eukaryota; Metazoa; Chordata; Mammalia; Rodentia; Muridae
Source: RefSeq, a predicted model, not a curated record
GUUGCGGCCGAGCUGCUGAACACACUCCGUGGACACUUCCCUGCUGCACCUUGCCCAUCCGCUGAGAUAAAAUGGAAGACUCCUACAAGGAUAGGACUUCACUGAUGAAGGGCGCCAAGGACAUUGCCAAAGAGGUGAAGAAGCAGACAGUGAAGAAGGUGAACCAGGCAGUGGACCGGGCCCAGGAUGAAUACACCCAGCGGUCCUACAGUCGUUUCCAGGAUGAAGAUGACGAUGAUGACUACUACCCACCUGGAGAAACCUACAGCGGGGAGGCCAAUGAUGAUGAAGGCUCCAGUGAGGCCACUGAGGGCCACGAUGAGGAAGAUGAGAUCUACGAAGGCGAGUACCAGGGCAUCCCCAGCACGAACCAAGGGAAGGACAGCAUAGUGUCCGUAGGACAGCCCAAGGGAGAUGAGUACAAGGACCGCAGAGAGCUGGAGUCAGAGAGGAGGGCUGAUGAGGAGGAGCUCGCCCAGCAGUAUGAGCUGAUAAUCCAAGAGUGUGGCCAUGGUCGUUUCCAGUGGGCCCUUUUCUUCGUCCUGGGCAUGGCUCUCAUGGCAGACGGCGUGGAGGUGUUUGUGGUGGGCUUCGUGUUACCCAGCGCGGAGACAGACCUAUGCAUACCGAAUUCAGGAUCUGGAUGGCUAGGCAGCAUAGUGUACCUCGGGAUGAUGGUGGGGGCAUUCUUCUGGGGAGGACUGGCAGACAAAGUGGGAAGGAAGCAGUCUCUUCUGAUUUGCAUGUCUGUCAACGGAUUCUUUGCCUUCCUUUCUUCAUUUGUCCAAGGUUACGGCUUCUUUCUCAUCUGUCGCUUGCUUUCUGGAUUCGGGAUUGGGGGCGCCAUUCCCACUGUGUUCUCCUACUUUGCUGAAGUCCUGGCCCGGGAGAAACGGGGUGAGCACCUCAGUUGGCUCUGCAUGUUCUGGAUGAUUGGCGGCGUCUAUGCUUCAGCCAUGGCCUGGGCUAUCAUUCCCCACUACGGGUGGAGCUUCAGCAUGGGCUCGGCCUACCAGUUCCACAGCUGGCGUGUCUUCGUCAUUGUCUGUGCCCUCCCGUGUGUGUCCUCUGUGGUGGCCCUCACCUUCAUGCCAGAAAGCCCUCGGUUCUUGCUGGAGGUGGGAAAACAUGAUGAAGCCUGGAUGAUUCUGAAGCUAAUUCAUGAUACCAACAUGAGAGCCCGGGGCCAGCCAGAGAAGGUCUUCACGGUGAAUAAAAUCAAGACUCCCAAACAAAUAGACGAGCUGAUUGAAAUCGAGAGCGACACCGGAACAUGGUACAGGAGGUGUUUUGUCCGGAUCCGCACAGAACUGUAUGGAAUUUGGUUGACUUUUAUGAGAUGCUUCAACUACCCAGUCAGGGAAAACACCAUAAAGCUUACGAUUGUUUGGUUCACCCUGUCCUUCGGGUACUACGGAUUGUCCGUUUGGUUCCCUGAUGUCAUCAAACAUCUCCAAUCCGACGAGUAUGCACUGCUAACUAGGAAUGUGCAAAAGGAUAAAUAUGCAAACUUCAGCAUCAACUUCACCAUGGAGAACCAGAUCCACACGGGAAUGGAGUACGACAACGGCAGAUUCCUUGGAGUCAAGUUCAAAUCGGUAACCUUCAAAGACUCAGUGUUUAAGUCCUGCACCUUUGACGACGUGACCUCAGUCAACACCUACUUCAAGAACUGCACGUUUAUUGAUACCCUUUUUGAUAACACAGAUUUUGAGCCCUAUAAAUUCAUAGACAGUGAAUUUCAAAACUGCUCAUUUCUUCACAACAAGACGGGAUGCCAGAUUACUUUUGACGAUGACUAUAGUGCCUACUGGAUUUACUUUGUCAACUUUCUUGGGACAUUGGCGGUGUUACCAGGAAAUAUCGUGUCUGCUCUCCUGAUGGACAGGAUCGGGCGCUUAACAAUGUUAGGUGGCUCCAUGGUGCUCUCGGGGAUCAGUUGCUUCUUCCUGUGGUUUGGCACCAGCGAAUCUAUGAUGAUAGGCAUGCUGUGCUUGUACAACGGGCUGACCAUCUCAGCGUGGAAUUCUCUCGAUGUUGUCACGGUGGAACUGUACCCCACAGACCGGAGAGCAACGGGCUUCGGCUUCUUGAACGCACUCUGUAAAGCAGCGGCCGUCCUGGGAAACUUAAUAUUUGGCUCCUUGGUCAGCAUCACCAAAGCAAUCCCCAUCCUGCUGGCUUCCACCGUGCUCGUGUGUGGAGGACUGGUGGGGCUGCGCCUGCCUGACACACGAACCCAGGUUCUGAUGUGACAAGACAAAAGCCAUUCCCUUCUCCCACCAUGGGUCGGUCCUAUUGCCUGACUCGGCUUCAGAGUUUUAUGUAUAGAAAGGUGGCCAAGUAUCAGAACACAAACUUUUGCUGUGACGUAACGUGUAGUUGUGUAUCGUCUUACCCCUCCAGUACGAUUUGCAGAGUUUUUUUUUCCCCCAUGCAUUGUUAUCUUUUCCUAACUGUGAUGUCCCUGCUUCCCAGUGCCUGUGGAAGUGUUCCUAAAAUGUCCCAGUCAGCCAGGCUCUCCCAAAAACUACAUUCACCAAGAGUCUCAAAAGCCUGUGCUGGCGUAAGAAAUAGACCCUGCGCCUGACACGCUGUUAACAGGAAGCUUAAGUUGGCAUAAUUGAGUUUGUUGUGCUGAGGAAAGGGAUUUCUUUUUCUUUCUUUCUUUUUUUUUUUUUUUUCAUACAGAGUGAUAUUUCCUGUUUACUUUUUUAAAAAGGACAGCCAGCCACUCUAGCUCUUACAGCACGGUGUUUCAAGAAAAUUGUGUGACACCAAGCACUUCUGGGCGGGGGCUCUUUCAGGCAGGACUAUUUAGGUGAUUUUGCUAACAAGAAAAAUUUAAAGUCUGUCCCCAGUUGGCAACAAAACCCUACUUGAGCUGCAGAAGGCAGAUUUUAGGUAGAAACUGGUAAGAAAUUCACAACCAACGCUAUUUGGAAAUGCAGAAGGGAACCCCUCUCAUACUGUCCCUUAAGAGUCAACACCACCCACCCUCCUUUGACUAACUGUCCACUGUCACUUUUUAGCCCAUGUCCUUCCAGUGUCCCCAGGCCGUGGGCUCCCAGCCUCGUGUCUGGACUGUUUCUGAGCCUGCCUGCUCUCCCAACCAACCCUCGGGCAGGCAGGACAGCAUUUCCUGGUGGGUGGAUAUCUGUUUUACCUCUGGAAUCUUCAUGAGCAUGGAAGGAGGGGUCAGCAGGACGUUCCCACGGGCCAGCUGUCUGCUAAAUGACCUUCUAGUCUCUUGCUGGGUGCCCCUCCCCCAGGCCCAUCCUUUUACACGUCUUUGAAAUCUGAAGCCUCCUUGUAGAUUUGCAGCCUGUGAUAACAACCAGCAUAAGGCCCAUAUUUAAACAGCGUUGUCUUUACAACUUGCCUCUGUCUUGUUGGAGGGUGAUCCUCUUUGCUUAGUUUAAGCUUUUCUUGCAUGACCACAGCCCCGGGGCUUCCAGAAAAAGGAAACUUCUGUUUCCACUAAUCAUUAUGUUCAGAGAUGGCCCAGCUCCCUGGAGGCCUCUCUGCCUCUCUUUCCCUAGCAUAUUCCCUGAUCCCUCCUGGAGCUCAAAUUCUGUGAAAAGCUCUUUGAUUAACAUAAGCCAUUAAUCCACUGUCCCCAUCAAGUAAUGCAGGCUUGGUGGAGGGGGGCAGCCCAGAGUUAAGAUGGGAAGCGACAGAAAGAAAGUGGUUCCCUGCAGAUAAUAUGAGUACUCCGAGCCUGGACAUCAAGGCUACGCCAGCAAGAUCUGCAGAGCUGACCAGAACAAGGGAAAUUUUCGAAGCAUGAUUGAUUUGAAAGGCACCAACAAGGCAGAGCCAGAACAGAACUCACUUCUGUUUCUCAUCCUGGGAAACAAACCUGUAUUUCAAAAGCCUAAGAAGGUACCUCUAUUCUUUCUCCUUGCAGGUUCAUUUCUCUCCCCUAUUUGCACCAGAAUUGUCUUCUUUAUGAAAAGUUAUGUUUUGAGGCUCAGAGCAGGUCUCUUAGGUGAACGUGGCAUGCAACAAAAUUGCUGCAAAAGUAAGAUAUAAAUCCCAUUCAAAAGAAAAACAUACAUAAUCAAAGGCGUUGCUCUCUCUACUCUGGUGUGGCAUGGUAGUGAUCUUACUGGUUAGUCUUUACUCUCAAACUGUCUCUGCUCUUUGUUUCAUAGUCUAGCUACAGCAAGUCCAUUCCAAACUGCAAGACAUAGGUAUUCAGAAUUUUAUCUGGACACUGGGUUGGGUCAGCAUGGGAUGACCCAACAGAACCUUCUUUAUAAGACCGUCUACCAUCUGCCUCCUUCAGAAGAACCAUUUCUGUCACUUGCCCCAUGCUUCCCAGGUGGCCCAAGAGGGAUCUCUUCUGUAAUCUCCUGGACAAUCAGUGGUCACAUACCUUCUAGGUCACCAUCUUUCCCACUUCCCACACAUCUCCCUCCGCCUCUUCACUGUGCGUGACCUUUACUCUCCAUGCCAGUGUCCUUGUUGUUUUUCAAACACGCGCCGUGUCUUGUUCAGGUAUAAUUAGAAGUUAAGAUACAACCAGGAGAUUUGACAGAAGCCCCAGUUAUAUGAGUGUCACGGGCCUUGACACCAGGGUGGACAUCGGCCAUCCCAUGUCAUUCAUGCACAGGAAAAGGAAAUUUAAAGCUGUUUCAAAAGUGAAACAGCUCCAUCUGUACCUGCAUUUUUGAACCUCCUUUUCUAACUAAAAUCCCCGCCAUUGCUCCUCAGAAUCAGUCCAGAAUUCUCCCGAGUUUUAUUAUCUCUGAAUCCUCUCAGUAGGAAAGAAAACAGAACAAACAAUAACAACAACUAACCAGCCGCUCUGACUGUGGCUUCUGUGAGACGCUCUAUCCUAUGUAUUGGGUCAUAAGUCUCUCACCCAGUCCUGCUUCCCGAUUCAUCUAAGACUAGAACUGACCCACGACCCAAGAGCAAUGGGUCUCAGAGGCCCAAGUUCCUUAACCAGGAAGAGAUCUUACUAAGAAGAAGGAACUUAAUCUUAGCCAAAGGGCCAAGAAUUAAGUCACUGGGCAUCCUGGUCCUCAGUUUCUCCAUCUAUAGAGAAAAAGAAUGGGUCUAUUUUAUUCCCUAAGAUUCUACAGGACUACCAUGAGAGUACCUUCAUCUGCUGAUGGAAGCCUACCUUACUUACAUUCAGCCUACCUGAAAGUAGAGAAUAAGCAAGUCUAUAAAGAGGGCGGGAGGUUUCUUGGGAAGACCUCAUACAAUAGGCUAGAGCAGUUGUCAUGUUGUCUAUGCCCACCCCCUGAAUUUUAAGUGCUUCUCACUUCAGAGCCAUUGUCAUCUACCCAGGGAAUCCACCCUGGAAGACACUGCAGCUGAACACUUGGGAGUGGACCACACACGGCUGUAUCCUAUCCUUCCCCCACCCAUCUACUGAACUGUUUUCUUGAAAUGCUGCCUUAAAUGGAUCUAGGCCAUCAGGAACAGUUCGUCUUAAUGAUUACACAUAAAUUGGUAGAUGGGCCCUCAUUUACAAAUCUCAUCCGAUCGGAGCUCAAGUUUGGACCAAAACCUCACUUGCUUUCAGAAUAUCUUAGGAGAUCAAGGAGGAGGAAGGGGUGUGAUGAGCAAGGGGGAGACCAGUGUUCCAUUGAUAACGUUCCAGCAAUGAGAUUAGCGCACCUGGGAGACAUUCUAAACUCUGGGAUUGUUUCCAGAGCAUUCCAUGGGAAUACUUUCUGCCAACCACAAUAAAAUAUGAUAUUCUCCAAUUUGUGUCUACUUUAUAUCAAAAAGCCUUUUCCUAGUUCUUCGUCAAGCUGCCUUACUUGUUCAUGUACAAAAGGCUUCGAAACCAGGAAUGCCUAGAUUUGACCUUCACCUGGAACUGUAGACAAUUAACAUAUUGUUUGAGGCCUGGUGGCUAUAGAUCAGGUUUCCUUUAAAUCCCAUAUUGUGCCAAACAUAGUUACCAACCACCCCAAACCGCACCCCCCACAUAGGCAUGCUGAGACAACAAACACACAUCUACAGAGUGGAGCACCCUGAAGUGGCCUCUGUGUUUCUUCACAUUUGUUUUCUGCUGAGCAAAGUGUCUAUUUUAGGUAAAAUUUCUCUUGUAAUCUGACAAAAGGAAGUUGUCAGGACCUCUUAGCCAUGUUGCACGCACUUUCCCUGUUUCAGGAAGCUGGCAGCUCUCCAUGUACUGUUCUGUGGCUUUCACUCUGGACCAUCCCAUUGCCCCUGUCAACAGUCUCUCACCAACCCCAUGCAAGCCAUCGAUCUCCAGGGCUUCCUUACACUUUUCUCAACACCCAGAUGUAGUUUACUAAGCCCAGCAUUUCGACCCACGGUGUACGCAGUCUGUGUUGGGUCACUGAUUAAACUGGUGGAGCUGGAUAGAGGAGAGAGUUGGGAAGAGUACACCAGUCUGUUCUUUCACAUGCUUUUGGGGCUAGUACCAGCUAAAGCUCGACCUCCAGUGUGCUAGGUGUUGAGGCAUUGGACUGUAUGCAGAUAUUUAACCCUUUGCAGUGUUCUUUGAGAACACAGAGCAGGGAAUGACAGACAAGACAGUCUCAUCUCUUUCGUUAAGCCUCUCUCUAUCAAUGUCUUAUAUUUCCAAGUUUUAAACAAGUUAUAAUCUACAACAAACAGGUAGUACAAGAACUGUGCAUGACAGGGGGUUACCUGAGACAGAACUCUCUGGGAACUGCCUCUGGGGAGUACUGAACAGUACUUAAAAAAAAAAAAAAAAAAAAACCACAUUCAUGUUUAUGUUUCUUUAAAUGGUCUCAACAGGAAAUUGCACUAAGAUGUAGAUCAAAGAAGAGACCUAGCAAAGAUAGCCCCGGUGCCUUUCUGGAAAUGUUUGUUUCUCCAGAGCUGUUCUUUACAGGGAGCUAGGCAGUAAGUGUGUCCCCUCUGGGCAUGCUAGAAGCUCUCUUUCCAGAGCCUCAGCAAGCCUCAGAGAUCUGAUCCAACCCUCCUGGGGGUGUUUCCUUCCUGAGAUUUGUGACCUUCUCUUGCCUCAGCAGAUAAGCCACCCAACAAACAGGUUGUGACCACAGAAGGCCAGGGAGUUUACAGGUUCCAGUUUGAAAUGGAUUGCAGGGUGAUUGCCACGUGUUUUUGAGGCUGCAAAGGAUCUUUGGGGUUCCAGAUCCUCCAAGGAAGCAGGGCAAAGAGAGAGUGUAGGCUCUGGGCUCCUUGUCUGUCUGUAUAAGUACCUACUCGGAGCCGAAGGCCAGAUGCUUAAACUACAGCCAUUGCCCAUCCUUGGCCUGCCCUACCAUAUUUGCAUGGCCCCUAGAGCUAAGAAAAUCAAGAACUUUCCGUCUUUGGCUCAAACUCAGAGAAGUUUUUACACCAAGCCAAAUAAAUACCUUCCCUGACAGCAAGGAGAUGGUGUCCCCAAGCAGCUCUCAGGUGCUCUGAGAAGGACUGCUCAGCCAGGACAUAAGGGAUGGGUGUCAUUUAAAUCCAGCCUUGGCUGGGAAUGGUCUCACCCUUGUUCUUAGAGCCAGUGGUUUAUGUUUCAGAAAUUUUGAAAGGCAGUCAAGAAAUGUAGCCAUCAUUACAAUUAAAUCCGUUAUAUUUUAAAGCUAUAUAUAUAUCCAAAACUCAUCACUUCCUACUUAUUUUCUACAUUUUUUUUUCUAUUAGCCAUGCCCUUGAGGAAAGUAUAAUAUACCUACUAUAUCUCUAUUUUGGAAGUACUGUAUAAUAGUGUCCUAUUGGAUGUUUUUUCCCAAUGACAGGGUCAGGGAUGUUAUGCUGAGUUCAUCCACAGCAGUACCAAUUAUAGGAUGGAAAGCAACAAACGCUACAAGUCAGACUUCUCCUACCCCUACAGAACCCCAGGCAUUGGUAAACAUUCGCCAACAUAUCACUAUCUGAAUCCCUGAAGAAUAUUUAGCUUCCCAUAACUCGGCUGUACCAUGCUUCACUAGCAUGCACAGGGCCCUGGGUUUGUUGGGGAAGGAGAUCGGACCUUCCAACAUAUUGAUCCAGGCCAGGUGGAGUUGAAUGUCCCCUUGGGCUUGUGAGUCAGCGUGACAUUACUCACGAGUUCAAGAGAAGGAAAGACUCAUGUCAAUACUCAAAGGCUCUUUCCUCAUUCAUGACCGGCUCAGACUAGGACCAGCCAUGCAGAGAACCCAUUAGCCUCUGGGUGUUGUUCUUUCAGGGAGGAUUUCAGUAAGUUAACUAUUUCACACACUUUCCCAAAUAUGGUUUUAUAGUCUCUGCCUGACCCAGGAAUACAUUGAAUGGACCAUGUGCUCUUAAUCAGGGUCUAGCUAAAGAAAAGCCCUAGAAGAGUUACACUUCCACCUCAGACAACCACCCCACCCUGCUUUUGGCAAUGCGAUCUUGGCAGUGGUCCUGUCCUUGGUUUCGGUGUAUGGGUGUUUGGCUUUGGUGUUUCUCUUUUCUAUAUUCAGUGCUCUGUCUGCUGUCCCACUGUUUAGUCCAGUACCCUGUUGUACUGUAUAUCUGUGCUGCAUGACCCUCAGUAACUCCCACGUCAGGUUCCUGGAGUCUCCCUGCUGUGAAUUCAUCUUUUUGGUAUUGCUCCUUGUGUCUCAUUUCUGAUUGCCAAAAUGUUGGGCCAAGUGCAUUUUCACUAAAUGUCCCAAGACAGCCAUGUGUAUCCUUGUGACAGGGCAUGCUCCGUGUGGGAUGGCUUGUGUGCAGCGUAAAUCUAUCACAUGUGGAAGUGUGUAUACAUUUAUAUGCCAGAUAACUAUCAUUCAUGUAACAGCUGCAAAGGUAUUUAAUGUACAUCAGAUUAAUAAAAGAGCAUUUUUUUGCUCCAUUAUAUUC